CUCACUUCCUGUGGUUUACUUGCAUGCGAGCUUGUAAGAUUUGCUGAGUUGUGGCUGCUGUGCAUAGACAUAAGGCACAAUAAGGCACAACACAGCAUGCAGCUACGCGAAACGCUGUACAGGAUUGAUUACCGAUAACAAUCAGUGCUUCGGGCUCCAGGCAUUGUCGUAGAUCGUAGACAGCUGAUCAAGCUAUCCGCCUCAAGCCAUCACCAUCACUUCACAAACAACGUUUCUCUCAACAUGGCUGAGGCUGAACUCCCUGAACACCAUGGAGAUGUACAGUAUACCCAAGACAAUGUAUCAGUACACGUGAGUGGUCCACACAAGGUGUCUACAGCAAAUGGAAAGUUGGACAUGACAAAAAAUAGAUUUGGUAUCAAGGUAUCUUGGACACCAACUAAAUUACAUUUGAAGCAAGACUCACUCUCUGGGGAUGAUUGUAACACAUGGGAAGAACUCUCUCCCGAUGCGCCUGUUGCAUACCGAGUAUUAAAAGAGCCGAAGCGUGAUUCGCUGGAUGCUGUACAGAUCAAACAGGAACAGAAUGCUGUGCAGCCGUUUUCUUUUGAAAUUGAUGAGCUGGCAUCGUAUCAGUGCAAACAAAAAGCAGACAAGCACGAAGUCACCCUGUUCCUUUCUGACGGGACAAGGCUGCCGACGCUAACCUUCAUUCAGGACCGACAGAAGCAUUUUAUUCGAGAACUGCAAGAGUUCUUGAAGUUUAAGACGUCAAGGAAAGACAGCAGUCUCCACGUCGUUGUUAAUCCCGAAAGACCCGACAGAGAAGCAUUGGAAAAAUCAUUCGAGGAACUGAAUUUGUUUCCCGAGUCACGUAAUAAGGGUAUUGUGUCUCGGUUCUUCAACGAUCCGUACACAGCAACGAUGGACGGCUUUGCAAAGGUGACCAAUCUUGUCACUGGAAGUGGACCGUACACAAUGUCGCCACAUCGUUACCACUCCUUCGACGAGAUGAUGGAACUGCAGCCCGAAAGCUUUACGGGGCUCGAAAUCGCCAAUCACGAAGAGGAACCCGGUUUUGAAGUAGUUGUUCGGAUACUGCCAAAUCGACCAGACGUGGAGCGGUGCUGCCCGUUGUCACAUGAGGAGUGGGUACUGUACUAUGACUCUGAAGGAAGAAUUUGCAAUGAGGCAUCAUUGAGAGAACGAAUAUUCCGAGGGGGCAUUCAUCCUCAUCUGAGAAAAGAAGUUUGGACAUUUCUUUUGGAUUAUUUCUCUUUCAAUUCGACUUACAAAGAAAGAGAAGCAAGAAGGAAACAGCUCAAGGAUGACUACUUUCGAAUGAAGCUCCAGUGGAAAACCAUUAGCGAAGACCAGGAAUUGAGGUUUUCUGGGUUUAGGGAACGAAAAAGCAUUGUGGAGAAGGAUGUUAGCAGGACUGACCGGACGCACGAGUUUUACGAGGGGGAAAAUAACAAAAACGUGGAAAUGCUCUAUGAUAUCCUUAUGACUUACUGCAUGUACAACUUUGACCUUGGCUAUGUACAAGGCAUGAGCGACCUCUUAUCACCCAUCCUAAUUGUAAUGGAAAAUGAAGCAGAUGCCUUUUGGUGCUUUGUUGGGUUCAUAAAAAGAGUGGAAUCAAAUUUUGACAUGGAUCAGAUGGGAAUGAAAACUCAGCUAUUGCAGCUUCAUGACGUCUUAGGAGUUGCACUACCGAAGCUAGCAACUUAUCUAGAUCAACAUGACUCUGGCAACCUGUACUUCUGCUUUAGAUGGCUAAUCAUCCUCUUCAAGCGAGAAUUUAAGUUUGAAGAUAUCAUGAAGUUGUGGGAGGUGUUGUGGACAGACUUGCCUUGCAAGAACUUCCACCUGCUCAUCUGUGCAGCCAUCUUGGAUACUGAGACAACUAGAAUGAUGGAGAACAACUACGGUCUCAACGAGAUUCUGAAGCAUGUUAAUGACAUGAGUUACAAGAUCAACCUUGAGGAAACUUUAGCCAGGGCAGAAGGAAUUUACCUCCAACUCAAGGAUUGUCUUAAGCUUCCUGAAAGCGUCCAGGAAACCCUUGGAAUCUGCAGAGGGUCCGCGGAUGUGUCGUGUGGUGAUACGACGAAAGAAAAAGACUUCUCGGAACCAUCUGCAACGGCUGCGCAGCCCAAGGACAGCCCGCUGAGCUCAAGCAGCGUGGAAGUGUUAUCUGAAGCUGACAUUGAGGCCAGGUACCAACAGCAUUUUGAAAUCCUCAGUUAGGGUUUUCUUCUUCUUCUUUAUAUACAAUGUCAUAUUUGAUCUUCAUUGGUCACAUUUCUCUCUGUGUCAUUUUUAAUCAUUUAUUUUAAUGGGCAGAACUGCGUCCACAAUGUUUGGUCACUGUUCGUGGAGCUCAGUGCCAUGAUGUUAUAUCAUAAUAUCAGUUGUCAUUUAAUGCUACUUGCUGUGUGCUAAUAAUUGGCGUGACCUUCUGCACUGGGAGUCACUUGCGAUUAUAUGUAGAUAUGUUGAUGUUGAUAAAAAUAAAGAAGGGAGGUACUGUAAGCGCCUGACCGUGCCCUUGGAGGACAUUUAUUGGGCAAUAAACCUUCGGAGGCAGUGUAGAAACUCUAUACGUCGUUAUUUAUUGGUGCUGUAAUCCAGCAGCUCCAAGUGACUUCAACAGCUAGCUUGGUGUCAGUGGUUUACAAUCACUUCAUCGACGACUCUAUCUCUGAAGGAGCCAUGAAGGACAGAAAAGGAAGUGAAACGGUUGUGCAGAACAGAAGUCAUGCACAUCAGCACUGUGACUGAAUCACUCUGAAGACUGGUUCUGAGAAGGCUAAUUGGUGUCGUGAACUGGACUGAAGGUGUGUUGUCAAAGACUGGAAGAGAUUAUAAUGCAGAAGUUGAAGGAAUCAAUCUCAGAAAGUUGAAUAUAUGAUUACCGAACUUACUGAAAGAUGUUAAAAAAAGAAGAAAAAUGCUGUAUUCAGUGUAUGAAGGAUCCAUUGAAGACACAGGAGGUUGCAGAAGUAUUUAUAUGAACUUUAAAGAGGUUCGCGAGUGUCAUAAAAAGGGGGAGAUUCACAACCAGGACAAUAAGAAUGAAUGAAGAAAGAAAGAAGUCACUGUCCUUUCUAUGUGUUCCAGCCUCAGAACAUCAAUUGCCAUCAUGUUCAGUAAGAAUGAGAUUAUGUACAAGGUGAAGAAGCUGCAGGAAAUCUUAAGAAGUCUCAACCAAUAUGGACUCAAACCAACAGUAAGAUUUGGUAUGGGCAUCAUAAUAACAAAGUUCAGAGAAGCAACAAUGUUCCACAAGGAAACAUUUUAACUUCAUGCUCGAUAGAAAUUCCCAUCUUCACUUCCGCAUCUUCUCAAAUAAUUGCAGACCAAUCGAAAGCUCACGAAAGGAGAACGGGAUAUCCGCAGUGCAAAGCAUCUGCACUUGAUUAUUUAUUUAAAGGGGUCACCUUUUCAGAAGACACAGGCUUUACGUUGUUCACCCCUCUGUGUGCUUGAGGGCUGUUCGUUUGGCAGCAGAUGUUUGGAGCUAGCUGUUGUAUGUUGCGCUGUACUCUUUUGUAACAGCAGGCGGAUACAGCUGCAGAUAUUCGUACACAUAAUUUUUUUAGGACGCUGAGGGAGAACGAAGGUGUGUAGGAGUGCUUGAUAUUAUCUUGUAGCAGGCCUUGUGUAGGGAACUGUAUGAGUGCAAUGUGUCAUCCGCCAAAACCGUACUGCAGAACGUAGACGCUACUGCACUUACCAACUUAGGUAUGUCCUUUCAGUUCCAACCAACGAGGCAUUCGCUGAAGUGGGCAGAAGUGACGAUGCUCUUGUGAAUGUUCCUUUGGUAAAGUAGCUGAUUAUUUGUUCUUGUAAUAGCACUGAAUGGUAAAGCUUCUUCUAUUGCUCUCUCUUUUUUUUUUUUUUUCUUUUUUGAGGCUUGGUUUGGACAGUCCCAUUUGUAACACAGUAUAACAUGCCGUGUUUAUUAAUGAAAUAUUCCUGAAUGUUCGUUUGUGUGAGGUGUCGUAGAAGCAUUUCCAGUGCAGCAGUACUGCUCUUGCUACGGUUUUUUUUUUUUUUAAGGUUUAAGUGUGCAGGGACCCGGGUCCGUAACUUUGUCACUAGCAUGGGCCUUUUCUGUACUAAUUACGUAAUCGUUAUUAAUAGAAUGGUGGUAAACUUAUGCAUGCGCUAUGCCCACCAAUAGGUCACCUGACGUAGAGUGGAGCUCUGAGGAAAGUGUGACGUUUUACUAACUCUUGUGCUUCACGAAUCAUCGAGCUCCAGAUUGUUCACAAGCUCUGAUUUACAUAUCCACAGUUUUAGAACGAACGAGCAGCAUUUUAUGCCAUGUCUAUUUUUAAUCGUUAUUGUGUCUUCAUUUCUUAUGGUAAAAAUGUAUAUCUGAAAAACAUGUCAACAAACGAAACUGUGUCCCACUGGCCUGUACCUGAUAGGGAAGUCCUUUUGUAUGUUGCAGGAGAGCUCUUAGUUUUCAUUUGCUCUCCUCAGUUGUGGCUACCAUGACUUCCCCAUGUUCGGGUAGUUCUUGCAAGGUACCACAUUCGUUUUAUGUCACCUCCGACAGUGGCACUUCCCUCUCACGAUGCUGCUGUCGUUGUGUGAUGUGGAGUUAAAACCUGAGCUGGUUGAUAUGUGUAACGUAUUAAAAGCUGUAAAGACCUCUUGUGCUAACUCUCAUUUUUGAAGACUGCACUCAGGAUUUUACAGCUUUUAGUCUUUUCGUCCCUAUUUGGAAACUACAUGCAUUAUUGAGACAGUUGGUGUGGAUGACCGAGAAAAUUACAUGCCUGCAUUUUGUACUAUUUGUGUACAUAUUUUUGCCUUUGAGUCAGCCACUAUAUAGAGCUGUACUGUGAUAAUAUACUUGAUAUGGGCCUUCUGUCUCCCUCAGUAAUGUGGAUGCAUCAGAUAGGACAAUGUAGAAGGCCCUCUGAUAUUGAUGAUGAUGUAUACAUUACACAGGCAACAAGUGGGUGUUAUGAGCACAGCUAGGCAAUUUUUGAUAUUGUUAUGCAUGAUAUCUGUUUGAGCUACGCACUGUAUUUAGUGCCCACAUAGUUGUGUGGUCCUGUGUUCAGUAUUUUUGUAUGUAGAUAUAAAGUGAAGAACUUUCUACCAAUAAAGAGUUCGUGUACAUUUCCAAAGUACAACUAUA
Messenger RNA from Ornithodoros turicata, 5125 nucleotides. It is a transcript of the gene Tbc1d15-17, whose product is annotated as TBC1 domain family member 15-like. The record is from RefSeq and is a predicted model, not a curated record. Gene Ontology annotation, biological process: activation of GTPase activity. NCBI's taxonomy places the organism in Eukaryota, Metazoa, Arthropoda, Arachnida, Ixodida, Argasidae. The transcript has 15 exons. Gene Ontology annotation, molecular function: GTPase activator activity. Bases 244 to 2214 code for a protein of 656 amino acids.